Messenger RNA from Gongylonema pulchrum, 243 nucleotides. Lineage: Eukaryota; Metazoa; Nematoda; Chromadorea; Rhabditida; Gongylonematidae. The record is from the annotation of a GenBank genome assembly.
CUGUUCACUUUAUUAGAACAAUUUUAUUUGCAGCAAUGUUAUCGGAAAGUUGUCGGAGGUGCAGUUGUAUCCUGUGAAGCGAACGGUGUCGAACCAGUAAGCGAUGAAACGGCGGAUGAGAACAAUGAAAAAGUGCUGGAUAACAGUGAAGAAUUCUACGAAGCACUGGAACAGAGUCGAUGGAGUAAAGUGGUUUUCAGCGCUGAUAUGCAUGAAAAUGAUCUGUUAAAGGCCCUUUCUUAG